Messenger RNA from Panthera uncia (snow leopard), 3385 nucleotides. RefSeq names its product HPS1 biogenesis of lysosomal organelles complex 3 subunit 1 (gene HPS1). Gene Ontology annotation, molecular function: guanyl-nucleotide exchange factor activity. Gene Ontology annotation, cellular component: BLOC-3 complex. Gene Ontology annotation, biological process: melanosome assembly; vesicle-mediated transport. Bases 192 to 2363 code for a protein of 723 amino acids. The transcript has 21 exons. The record is from RefSeq and is a predicted model, not a curated record. NCBI's taxonomy places the organism in Eukaryota, Metazoa, Chordata, Mammalia, Carnivora, Felidae.
GUCGCACCCGGAAGCGCUCCGGCGAGCCCGGCGGUCUGGCGGUGAAGGGCGGCUAGCCGCAUUUACAGGACCUGAGAUGCUGUGCUGCCGCUCUCCAUAAGCUAGUCACCGAGUGUGCCUACUGCAGCCCUUUCUGAACCCCUGGCUGUCUGGAGGCUCUGCUGUGCUCCUUGCCAAGGCCGAGCUUGUGGAUGAAGGGGCCAGGAGGUGACCUUGAGCUUGCUUCUCCCUGUCAGAUGAAGUGUGUUUUGGUGGCCACAGAAGGUGCAGAGGUCCUCUUCUACUGGACGGAUGAGGAAUUUGAAGAGAGUCUGCGGCUGAAGUUUGGGCAGCCGGAGAAUGAGGGAGAAGAGCUUCCCGCCCUGGAGGACCAGCUCAGCACCCUGCUAGCCCCAGUGAUCAUCUCCUCCAUGACCAUGCUGGAGAAGCUCUCAGAUACAUACACCUGCUUCUCAACAGAAAAUGGCAACUACCUAUAUGUCCUUCACCUGUUUGGAGAAUGCCUGUUCAUUGCCAUCAACGGAGACCACACGGAAGGUGAGGGCGACCUGCGGCAGAAGCUGUGUGUGCUCAAGUACCUGUUCGAAGUGCACUUUGGUCUGGUCACGGUGGAUGGCCAGCUCAUCCGGAAGGAGCUGCGGCCCCCAGACCUGGAGCGGCGCAUGCAAGUGUGGGAGCAUUUCCAGAGCCUGCUGCGGACCUAUGGCCGCCUGCGGGAGCAGGAACAGUGCUUCGCCGUGGAGGCUGUGGAGCGGCUGAUUCACCCUCAGCUCUGUGAGCUGUGCAUAGAGGCCCUGGAGCGGCACGUCAUCCACGCUGUCAACUCCAGCCCCGAGAGGGCCGGCGAGGAGGCCCUGCAUGCCUUCCUGCUCGUGCACUCCAAGCUGCUGGCUUUCUACUCCAGCCACAGUGCCAGCUCCCUGCGGCCAGCCGACCUCCUCGCCCUCGUUCUCCUGGUUCAGGACCUCUACCCCAGUGAGAGCACAGUGGAGGAUGACGACCCUCAGCCUUGUCCACAGAGGCCCCGGAGCAGCCAGAACAUCCCCAUGCAGCAGGCCUGCAGCCCUGGUUCUGCAGCAACCGUCCCAAGACACCCUCUUGCCUCCCCCCCCCCCCCACAGGACACAGACAGCUUCUCCCUCCCUGAGGAGUACUUCACACCAGCUCCUUCCCCUGGAGAACAGAGCUCAGGCAGCACUGUCUGGCUGGAUGGGGGCACCCCACCCACCGAUGCUCCCCAGAUCCAGAUCGCUGAAGACACCCUCCAGACCCUGGUCCCUCACUCCCCGGUCCCUUCCAGCCCCAGAAGGAUUUUCCUGGAUGCCAGCGUGAAAGAGAGCUAUUGCCCUAUGGUGCCCCACACCAUGUACUGCCUGCCCCUGUGGCCCGGCAUCAACAUGGUGCUCCUGACCAAGUGCCCCAACACCCCCCUAGCCCUGGUCCUGUACCAGCUGCUGGAUGGGUUUUCCCUCCUGGAGAAGAAGCUGAAGGAGGGGCAGGAGGCCGGGAGCACCCUGCGGUCCCACCCCCUCAUGGGGGACCUGCGCCAGAGGAUGGACAAGUUUGUCAAGAGUCGUGGAGGGCAAGAGAUUCAGAGCACCUGGCUGGAGUUCAAGAGCAAGGCCUUCUCCAGGAGCGAACCCGGAUCGUCCUGGGAGCUGCUUCAGGCGUGUGGGAAGGUGAAGCGGCAGCUUUGCGCCGUCUACCGUCUCAGCUUCCUGACCGCGGCCCCGGGCCGGGGAGGCCCGCAUCUGCCCCAGCAGCUGCAGGACCAGGUGCAGACACUCAUGCAAGAAAAGCUGACGGACUGGAAGGACUUUUUGUUGGUGAAGAGCAGGAGGAACAUCACCAUGGUGUCCUACCUAGAAGACUUCCCAGGCUUGGUGCAUUUCAUCUAUGUGGACCGCACGACCGGCCAGAUGGUGGCCCCUUCCCUCAGCAGUAGUAAAAGGACUUCAUCAGAACUGGGCAGGGGACCGCUGGCCGCCUUCAUCAGAACCAAGGUCUGGUCUCUGAUCCGGCGGGCCCGCAGAUACCUGCAGAAGGGCUACACCACGCUGCUCUUCCGAGAGGGGGACUUCUGCUGCUCCUACUUCCUGUGGUUUGAGAACGAGAUGGGGUACAAACUCCAGAUAAUAGAAGUGCCCGUCCUCUCGGAUGACUCGGCCUCCAUCGGCGUGCUGGGAGGAGACUACUACAGGAAGCUCCUGCGCUACUAUAGCAAGGGCCAUCCCGCUGAGGCUGUCAAGUGCCACGAGCUGCUGGCCCUCCACCUGUCGGUCAUCCCCACAGACGUGCUGGUGCAGCAGGCCGGCGAGCUGGCCCGGCGCCUGUGGGAAACCUCCCGUGUCCCCUUGCUCUAGGCCAGGGCACAGUGCUCCGGCGCAGUCUGAGACAGGAAGUCCCCAGUGCCUGCAGGUGUCUGAAGAUGCCUCCUCAUGCUGUUGGAGUGGAGAAAGAGCUCCCUCAGGAAGCCAUUUCCUUCUCCAGAUGAAAGGUGCCGCCCUAGCUGGGCUGCGAUUCACGCUGUGCCUCUUCCUCCCUACGACCCUGGGCAGGUUUCCUCCACCGAUAGCCCCUACCUCUCAGGGUGGCCGUGAGGGCUGCCGGACACGUGGCAGGUGCUCAAUAAAUGCUGGUGGUGGUGGUUCAAGCCAAACGUGCCUGGGCUCCUGGGCUGUCCUUGGUGCCCAGCAGUCUGGCCCCUUUGCACCCUGCUCUGUCUCGACUCCUUCCCAGCCCCGGCUCAGAGGUUUGUGUCACUUGGGCAUGUGGAUCCCAGGUAUAGGUUUUUGAAAACGUGCCAGCCGACCCCUGUGUGCCCUGGGUUGAGAACCCCAGCCCCGGGGGGGUGCAGUCCCUUUCCUCUAACCUAGAAGCUCCCACCCCAGGAGACACACAAGAACAAGAGACCACCAGAGCCCUGGGACUGGGGAGCGUCCGCCACAGGGAUGAGAGAAGCGCCAUGGCAGAAGUAGGCACCCAGGACCCCUGUAUGACAUGCUGACAGCAGCCAGGCCUUCGGGUCUCUAGUCUUGAGCCGAAAUUCAUGCAGAGAAGACUGUUCUUUUCUGUUAAGGGAAUAGCUGGUGGAGGUGGAGGUAUAGGGGGGAGGACAGAGGUACUGAAAGAGCUAGGAGGACAUCUCACACUAAUGUCCUCAGAAGGUGGCAGUGAGGGACAUUGUCAGCUGAGGUGACUGGGACUGCAUUCCUUCAUGAUAUCUUGACUUAAUGAAUGGAGAUUUCAAACCUCAAGUGUGUAAGACCCAGAAGAGCACGAAGGGGAAAACUAAGUGUAGAAGCCCACUGCUGUGUAGGGUAUCCACUUUUGUCCCCUGAUAGUUUUCCUUAAUUUUGAGCAGCUACAUGAUGUGACCCAUCUG